Messenger RNA from Aspergillus calidoustus, 1470 nucleotides. The record is from the annotation of a GenBank genome assembly. NCBI's taxonomy places the organism in Eukaryota, Fungi, Ascomycota, Eurotiomycetes, Eurotiales, Aspergillaceae.
AUGGGCACACCAACAGCCACACCGGUUAAUGACAUUGACCUCCAGAAGGGCGACACAGAGAGCCUUGACGACAUGGUCCUCACUCCAAAAGAACAGCGGAAGAUCAUCUGGCGUGUUGACCGGCGAUUGAUUGUUAUUCUGGGGCUGCUGCAUACCGUCGCUCUGAUUGAUAGAGGCAACAUUGGGACCGCCGCAGUAGCUGGAAUGAAGCAAGAGCUGCAUCUCGUGGGAACGCAAUACAGUACCAUCGCAGUGGCCUUUUUCCCGCCAUAUAUUUGCCUGCAGAUUUUCGGACCUCUUCUUGUGCGGAGGAUAGGCCCUAUAUACUAUCUCUCUGGAGUGUGCUUCACCUGGGGAGCGGUCAUGUUUUUGAUGGAGAAAACGAAGCUAUCUGCAGGAUUUGUCAAGAAAUGGUCGGAGAUGCUGGGAAUCCGGGUUAUUAUUGGCGCCCUCGAGGCUGGCUUUUUCCCAGCCUCGGUGUAUCUGAUCGCAACCUGGUACACGCGCUUUGAAAUGCAAAAACGUUUCGCCAUUUUCUAUUUGCUUGGCUGCGUUGCUUCUGCGACGACGGGCAUCCUGUCCUACGGGAUUACAUUUAUGCACGGCCUGGGCGGCCUCACAGCCUGGCGCUGGAUCUUUGUAAUCCAGGGCCUUUUGACCUGCGUUCUGGCCUUUAUAAGCUACUUCAUCCUCAUCGACUUUCCAGACAAAAUGAAAACCAGCCGCCACCGCCGCUCCUCCUUUCUCACCGAAGCCGAAUACACCUUCAUCACCGAGCGCAUUCACCGCGACCGCGCAGACGUCACCGCCGAGCCUUUCAACCUCCGCAAGUACCUCGCCGCAGGCCUGGACCUGCACGUCUGGGGCUUCGGGUUGAUAUACUACUGCACGACGACGACCGCCUACGCGCUCGCGUACUUCCUGUCGCUGAUCUUCCGCGAGGGGAUGGGGUUCUCGACGGGCGCAUCGCUAUGUCUGUUUGCGCCGCCGUAUGUCGCGGCGGGGAUUGUCAUGUUUGCGGGCUCGUGGGUUGGUGAUCGGUACCGUGUCCGAGGGGCCAUUAUCGUGUUCAAUACCGUUUUGACGCUGAUUGGAUUGCCGCUGAUGGGUUUUGCAAAGGGAAAUGGUGCCAGGCUAGUAGGGUGCUUUUUCACCACCAUAGGCGCAAACUCGAAUAUCCCCGCUGCGAUGGCGUACCAGGCGAACAACGUCCGCGGACAGUGGAAGCGCGCAAUCUGCAGCGCCAUCUUCGUCGGCCUCGGCGCCUCGGGGGGCAUGACAGGGUCGCUGGUCUUCCGCGAGCAGGACGCGCCCAAUUACAGACCGGGAAUCUGCACGUGCAUCGGGCUGACCGGGUUGAUUCUGGUCUUUGUUGGGCUGCUUUCGUUGCGGAUGCACUUGAGGAAUCGCAGGGCGGAGAGGGGGGAGAUGGUUAUUGAGGGGCUUGAAGGGUUUCGGUACACGCUUUAG